AUGGAAGAAACAGUUAUCCUCAAUGUCAGUGGAAUGAAGUAUGAGGUGUCCACUGAAACCUUUCUGUUGAUGACGUCAACAGAUAGUCACGCAAAAUUUGAACUAGAAAAGGCGAAAACACAGAACGGUUAUUUUUUACAAAGGAAUCCUACAUCAUUUGGAGCCAUUCUGAGUUACUUUCAAGGAAAUGGUCUUCAUUUACCCCCAUUUACCUGUAUUGCGGAGUUCAAGAAUGAGCUGGAUUACUGGGGGAUUAAACCCCAAGAAAUGAAACAUUGUUGUUACAGCAAAUAUGUCGGCUUUUUUGACGACCAGAAAGCUCUAUCAAUUCUGACAGAUGACCAGACUCAAAGAAUAAACGAUCGCACAGAAUUACAACACCUUGUUCAGACAACAGGUUGGGCCUCUGUACAAGCUAAAGUCUGGUGUGUUCUGGAAGAGCCCUCGUUUAACAUUAUUGCAAAAGCGUAUUUUUACAUAAGCGCCUUUUUCGUGAUCAUAUCCAUUGCCGCAUUAGUGUGUGGAACACAUCCAACAUUUAUGCGAGGGCUUCGAGAAUCUGAGUGGCGCGAAUAUUUUGGAGAGGAAUAUCCUCGAUACGCAGGUCAUUUUGAUCCGUCUCUUGUUACGCCCGGAUCUACAGUUCCACCAUUACCAACCUUGCCUAAAGCACAACUUGAUUUCCUCACAAACUUUGAUUUUAUUACAACAGUCUUCUUUAGCAUCGAAUUUGUUCUCAGAAUUAUAUUCUGUUUAAACAAGAAGAAAUUCUUAACCUCCUUCUUGAAUCUCGUAGAUGUAUUCGCUUUGCUUAUAAUGUACUCUAAGUACGUAGUUGAGACUAUCAACCCAAAAGAAAAAUACACGGCGUCCAUCUUUGACAUUGUUCAUUGUCUUCAGAUUAUUCGUGUGUUUCGUCUUUUUCGCUUGGUGAGAAACUUCAUUGGAUUUCGAGUACUGUUAUAUUCUAUCAAAGCAAGCAUCUACGAAGUCCUUCUGAUGUCCCUGUUUCUCAUUGUGGCCAUGUUGAUGUUUUCUGCCUUUGUUUUCUUUUCCGGUGACGAAGUUUUUACAAGUAUUCCGGACGCAUUUUGGUGGGCAAUUGUUACCAUGACAACGGUUGGAUACGGUGAUAUAUAUCCCACAGAAGCACUGUCGAAAUUCAUCGGCAGUAUAUGUGCCGUCACCGGAGUAUCCCUCCUCGCUAUAAUAAUUCCAAUUUUCGUUAACAAUUUUCUCUUAUUUUAUGCAUAUUCAAAAGUGUGGGGAGGUAAAGACAUUGAGCAGAAAAACAGCAAUCUUGAAAGAGAUAAAGCAUCAAGAUGUUCCGACACAAAAGUCGCCCCCAUCAACAGCGAGGGGAAUUAGAAUUCCUGUUUUGAAGGUCGAUAUGAAGAGAAGAAUAUUUAGUUUUAUUCAUCGACUCAUGAUGCUCUCUCUCUCUCUCUCUCUCUCUCUCUCUCUCUAUUACAAUUAUAUAAUUAUGUAAUUCUUUUCGUUUGUCCUGAAGAAGGGACGGGUCGUCCCGAAAAUUUGACAAUCUGGUUGAUCGUGUCGUUGGUCAUUUUAGUGCUUUGUAUAAUUUUUUGUAUUUGACCUUGUAUCCAUGUUGUGGAUCCGACACUUUUACGUAUCAGGUGUUGUUGGAACUUAGUGCUUUUAUAUAUAUUAUUUAUAUUUUCUAUUAUUUGUAUUUAUACUAA
Molecule: messenger RNA, 1703 nt
Organism: Ostrea edulis (European flat oyster)
Lineage: Eukaryota; Metazoa; Mollusca; Bivalvia; Ostreida; Ostreidae
Product: potassium voltage-gated channel protein egl-36-like
Exons: 2
Coding region: 1-1368 (455 amino acids)
Biological process (GO): potassium ion transmembrane transport; protein homooligomerization
Cellular component (GO): voltage-gated potassium channel complex; membrane
Molecular function (GO): delayed rectifier potassium channel activity
Source: RefSeq, a predicted model, not a curated record